This is a messenger RNA of Anopheles coluzzii, 736 nucleotides long. RefSeq names its product BET1 homolog (gene Bet1). The transcript has a single exon. Gene Ontology annotation, biological process: vesicle fusion with Golgi apparatus; endoplasmic reticulum to Golgi vesicle-mediated transport. Bases 266 to 625 code for a protein of 119 amino acids. Lineage: Eukaryota; Metazoa; Arthropoda; Insecta; Diptera; Culicidae. Gene Ontology annotation, cellular component: Golgi trans cisterna; SNARE complex. The record is from RefSeq and is a predicted model, not a curated record. Gene Ontology annotation, molecular function: SNAP receptor activity.
GAUGACGGCAGUAAUUUUGUAAAUAUUGCAGCGUACACAAAAUCUGCACAGCUCUCGUUCCAUUGUACUGUAGCGAGCAAUUAAAGUGUUGCAAUAUUUUUAUAUAAAAAAACCCGCUUUCUAAUGUGAUUGUCCAUUGUGGAGGUUGUUUAGUUGAAGCCGCCACACCUCUCGCUCCUGGCUGGUUCUAGUGCACCAUCCCACGGCACCAUCUCACGGCAGCAAGGUGGCGAACUAUACCGGAUCCAGCACAGCGGGUGGAAAAAUGCGUCGAACGCAGGGCGGCUACAGCUACCAGCCGCUGCCGCAGCAGGCCGCCGGCCCCAGCAGCGCCACCGGCCAUGAUGCGCUCGAGGAGGAAAACGAGCGCAUGGCCGAGGAGCUGAAGGGAAAGAUCGGAGCACUGAAGUCGCUCACGAUCGACAUCGGGAACGAGGUGAGGUACCAGGACCGGUUGCUGCGGGGCAUCGACGAGGAUAUGGACCGGACCGGCGGCUUCAUGUCGAACACGAUCAACCGGGUCGUGCGGCUGGGGAAGGGCGGCCACCGGAACUACAUGUGCUACAUGUUUCUCUUUGUGCUGGCCGUGUUUUUCGUGCUGUAUGUUGUGCUGAAGCUGCGAUAGUAGUUUACGUGACUCCCUUCCCGUUUCAUAUUUUUGUAUUUACACACUAUCACACCAACGAUACGAAUGUUUGUUAUAUUAAAGUAAUUAUGUACACAACUAUCCUUAAUA